AGUCAGGAUGGAUCCCGUACUUGCGGUCGAGUUGUUGUUCUUCGCCAUCUUUGAUCAGACGACACACGAACAAUUCAAUGUAGAACGUAUGCAGCCCAUUUGGACGCUCGUCCUCUUCAAGCUCACCUUCGGCAUUUACAUGUUGGUGGUGGUGGUGCUUAUUAAUAUCCUGAUCGCCAUGAUGAGCGAUACCUACCAGCGGAUACAGGCGCAAUCGGACAUUGAGUGGAAAUACGGAAUGAGCAAGCUUAUUCGAAAAAUGAACAGGACCACCAUGGCACCACCCCCGCUGAAUCUUUUGACUACGUGGAUUAUGUAUUUUGUCAAACUCUGCAAGAAAUGCGCGACCAAAAAGCAACAACAGCUCUCUUUGACGCACGAGAUGAGCGCUCGCCUGUCCCCUCGCACCAGAAUGGUCUACAAGGAUAGAGUCGCCUUAUCGGUAGCUCAAUCGAAUCCACUCGAGAGUCAGCUGUCCUUUCAGAACGUCGUCAAAAUCGAGAACGUUGUCGACUGGGACGUCGUCAGACGUAAAUACAAACACCCUUACGGCGAGAAGAUCAAACAGAAGUUGGUCCAAGAGAGCAAGGAAACGAUUGAGAAUUCGUUGGCGGUUUAGGAAGACACGUCCAGCGUUGCCGAGAAUGCCGUGGAAUCGGGGCUUGGAAUUGGAGCUUGAACGAAGCGGGAAAUGAUCGAGAUAAUCGUCAACAAUGUAUUACAUAACUCUCUGAAGAAGAAAGAGAGAUUAAAGCUUUUUCUAUCUUUCGCAGAUUCGCCACAUUAAAUGCGUACGAUCGUUCGAUCGCACUGGGUUAUUUGUGUAUACAUACACCGGGGCGUAUAAAAAUGAAAAUUUUUAUACCUUAUUUAGUAAUAUAUCGAUAAUAUACAAACAUGUCUUUAAACGUCUAUGUAACGUAAUUUUUUCAUCAGACUUUCACACAAAACUUAUAAUGCGCAAAUAAAUAUUAUAUGCAAAUCUU
Wasmannia auropunctata (little fire ant) is the source of this 986-nucleotide messenger RNA. RefSeq names its product transient receptor potential-gamma protein-like. Gene Ontology annotation, molecular function: calcium channel activity. Bases 8 to 619 code for a protein of 203 amino acids. Lineage: Eukaryota; Metazoa; Arthropoda; Insecta; Hymenoptera; Formicidae. The record is from RefSeq and is a predicted model, not a curated record. Gene Ontology annotation, cellular component: membrane; glycosylphosphatidylinositol-N-acetylglucosaminyltransferase (GPI-GnT) complex. Gene Ontology annotation, biological process: GPI anchor biosynthetic process; calcium ion transmembrane transport. The transcript has 2 exons.